GUUAUCAAAAAAUAAAGUGAUAGCGAGAGAGAGAGUGGAGAAGAAGGAGACACAAACAGAGUCACCGGUAGUAAUACAUACACAGACACACGGAAAAAUCACUAUCUACUAUCUUCCUCUUCUUCACUAUACAACAAACAAAAACCCUAGAAAUCUCAGCUCCUCUCUCUGACAAAAAAUUCUAUCUCCUUGCAAAAAUCCAAACCCGCAGUUUAUCUAUCUAUCUAUCUAUGGCUUCUGCCACGUGGUCACCGAGCUCGCUCCAGCUCCGACUAGCUCUGAAUUGUAGGAAUUGCAGGAAAUCCCCUGCGAUUCUGGUACGGACGCAGCUGGGGAAUCCGGGUCGUCGGAUUCGGGUGUUCUGUGUGGCUCAAGACGAAGCUAGAAAUGAAAAUGGAGUGGAACGGCGUCGUAAUGAGGGUCCAUUGGUCGGGUCGGAUUCUACGGCUAACGGGUUCUCCGGUUGGUCUGAGUCCGACCCUGUUGAUUCGCAGAGUAACAAGUGGUUUGGAGGGGUUGUGGGAGCAGGAGUAGUUGGAGUCAUUCUUGUCUCGGGGCUUGCAUUUGCAGCGUUCUCGUUGAGUAAACGAAACAGCUUAAAACCAGAUCAACACAUGAAGCCCUUGACUACUGAACAGGAAGUGUUGUUGGCCUCUGAUGACCAGAAUGAUAGUGUUAAAGAAGAUGGAAAUGCAGGUGGCAAUGUUCCAGAAGAUACUAGUCUGGAAAGCAGUAAAGGUACAUAUAAGGAUUCUUCAUCUCCUGAAUUUGAUGAAACUCCCAGUGAAAUUAGAGUUGGUGAUGAUUCUGAUAGUGGGUCCUCAUCAGUACAAGAUGUUGAAUAUGCAUCUAAUGUUACUGAUGCCAUUAACAAUGCUUCCAUUCAAGAAGAUUUGCAAAAUGAACCAACUUUUGAUAACAAGUCAGUGUCCCCUGAGACAAGCUCAGUUUCACUUGAUUUUCCUGAAUCUAAGAAUUUUGGUGAUUCUUUUGUUGGGGGUACAGAAGAAUUAAGUUCUGAACUUACAGAGACUCCGUUCGAUGUCAAACCAACCAAUUUGUUAGUCUCUGAUGGUAAUCCUUCAGAUCUUAACACUGAACCCCAGGAUGAAAUGCGUGAUUCUUCUUUUAGUACUAUGACCCCAAUAGUCAAUGAGCCUGUGGCUCUGAAUGUUUCUGUCAAUUCACAGUCAGAUUCAACUUUCGACACUCAAAAUUUACCCAAAAACGAUUUAGAUACUUUAGCCCCACCUUCAAUCAAAGAAAGUCCUGACCUGAGCAAAACAACACUGGUCUCAGCUGAGAAGAAUAGUUCAUCCCUGGACAAUCGUAACUAUAGUGAAAGUGAGUUAUCUGAAAAUUCUCAGCCAGAAUUCACCUAUCCACUUGCAAAUGAUGCAAAUUAUAAUAAUGAGAUGAAUAGGAGCAGAUCAGAAUCAUCAAAUCUUGUGAAUUCCUUCUCCUCUGCUGGUAUACCUGCUCCAUCUGUAGUUUCUGCAGCUCUACAGGUGCUUCCUGGAAAGGUUUUGGUUCCUGCAACUGUUGAUCAGGUUCAAGGUCAGGCAUUAGCUGCGCUACAAGUAUUAAAGGUCAUUGAGGCUGAUGUUCAACCUGGCGAUCUAUGUACACGUCGUGAAUAUGCUCGUUGGUUAGUGUCUGCAAGCAGUGCUCUUUCAAGGAACACAACUUCAAAAGUAUAUCCUGCAAUGUAUAUAGAGAAUGUUUCUGAGCUAGCAUUUGAUGAUAUCACACCCAAGGACCCUGAUUUUUCAUCCAUUCAAGGCUUGGCUGAAGCUGGACUUAUUGCAAGCAAGCUUUCAAGAAAGGAUAUGCUUUCUUCUUUAGAUGAAGAUCAAAGCCCGUUCUACUUCUCUCCAGAGAGCCCUCUAUCACGUCAAGAUCUUAUCAGUUGGAAGAUGGCCUUAGAGAAAAGACAGCUCCCAGAAGCUGACAGAAAGAAGCUGCACCAAAUUUCUGGUUUUAUAGACAUUGAUAAGAUACACCCAGAUGCUUGUCCUGCACUUGUAGCUGACAUAUCUGCUGGAGAACAGGGAAUCAUAGCUCUUGCAUUUGGUUACACACGACUCUUCCAGCCAGAUAAACCGGUCACAAAUGCCCAGGCUGCUAUUGCCCUUGCUACUGGUGAGGCUUCUGAUUCAGUGAGUGAGGAGCUUGCUCGAAUUGAAGCAGAAUCAAUGGCAGAAAAUGCUGUUGCUGCACAUACUGCUUUAGUAGCUGAAGUUGAGAAAGAUGUCAAUGCAAGUUUUGAAAAAGAACUUUCCUUAGAGAGGGAAAAGAUUGAUGCAGUGCAGAAAAUGGCUGAAGAGGCAAGGUAUGAAUUGGAAAAGUUAAGAGCUGACAGAAAGAUAGAGAAUAUUGCCUUGAUGAAGGAACGUGCUGCUGUUGAAUCAGAAAUGGAUGUUCUCUCACGGUUAAGGCGUGAGGUGGAGGAGCAGUUGCAGAGCCUAAUGAGUAACAAGGCAGAGAUGUCAUAUGAAAAGGAAAGGAUCAGUCAACUCCGGAAAGAGGCUGAAAAUGAAAACCAGGAGAUUUCCCGCUUACAAUAUGAGCUAGAAGUUGAGCGAAAAGCCUUGUCUAUGGCCAGGGCUUGGGCUGAGGACGAGGCAAAAAGAGCAAGUGAACAGGCAAAAGCCCUGGAGGAGGCUAGAGAUCGGUGGGAGAGGCAGGGCAUCAAAGUAGUUGUUGAUGAUGACCUUCGGGAAGAGACCACUGCUGGUGUUUCAUGGCUCAAUGCUGGAAAGCCAUUCUCAGUUGAAGGGACUGUUAGCAGGGCUGAAAACUUGAUGGACAAGCUGAAGGUAAUGGCAGGGGAUUUAAGAGGGAAAUCCAGAGAUUUAAUCAACAUGAUCAUUCAGAAGAUAGCCUUAUUAAUAUCAAAUUUGAGAGAAUGGACCAGCAAGGCUGGAAAACGAGCUGAAGAAGUACAACAUGCUGUCAUUUCAAAGGCAAGUAUAUCAGCACAAGACUUGCAGCAAAGCACUGCAGAAUUUAGCUUAGCUCUCAGGGAAGGGGCAAAGAAAGUUGCUGGAGAUUGUAGGGAAGGAGUUGAGAAACUCACCCAUAGGUUCAAGACAUGAUUUCUCUCCUCUCUCUCUCUCUCUCUCUCCCCCCCAAAUAAUUUUUUGCGGUGAUUGGCUGUUGAGAAGUCAAAAUUGUAAUUUUGUUUUUGUUUCCCUUCACUCCUCCCAUGUAUUAAUAAAGGGGGAAUUUGGCCUGUACCAUCAUAUACUGAGAUGUGUAUGAAACACCUGUACUAAGAAUUGAUUGUACCCGAUUGAAAACAAAGAGAAACAGAAAAACUAAUGAUUGAUUGUGGGAUAACACAAUUUCAUUACUAA
Messenger RNA from Quercus robur (English oak), 3359 nucleotides. RefSeq lists its product as uncharacterized. The transcript has 10 exons. NCBI's taxonomy places the organism in Eukaryota, Viridiplantae, Streptophyta, Magnoliopsida, Fagales, Fagaceae. The coding region runs from base 231 to 3098 and encodes 955 amino acids. The record is from RefSeq and is a predicted model, not a curated record.